Messenger RNA from Lottia gigantea (owl limpet), 1062 nucleotides. RefSeq lists its product as hypothetical. Lineage: Eukaryota; Metazoa; Mollusca; Gastropoda; Lottiidae. The record is from RefSeq and is a predicted model, not a curated record. Gene Ontology annotation, biological process: regulation of glutamate receptor signaling pathway. The transcript has 9 exons. Bases 1 to 1062 code for a protein of 353 amino acids.
AUGAAGUUUACAUUUACAAUGGUGAUUUAUUAUUUGGUUAUCAGAAGGUGUCCAAGCGUCCAUGGUGUAUGGCUUCACUUGCCUGGAAGUGGUAAUUCUAUUACUUCCGUUCGACCAUCUAAUGGUAUUGUCACUUCCUGUAAUGGAACAAAUAACACAUUUAUUCUGACGCGGAAUAAAAGAGGCCAUCGAGAUAAAUUUGUAUUAACGACUUUGUUUCGUUCAACAGUUGUGGACGGCAUUGAUUUUUUAAUAUUCGCGUAUGAUUUGAAAUUACAUGGUACAACCAAUACCUUUGCAUAUAAAAUAGAUUUACCAGAGGAAACUAGCUACCAUUCCAGACGAAAGAGAGAUACAGUUUCUCUAUCAGCUGAAAUUCAAUUUCACUUGAAAGUGAAUUUUGCAUUUACGGACGAAUGUGUGAAGAGAGCAGAUGAUUUUAUUGCUCGUUGUUAUGGAACACCACUUAAACCAAGAGACUGUGGGAAAGAACUUACUUGUAUAAGGUUUGGUUCUCCAGAAUGUGCUCAUAUGGAAUGUCAGUAUUUUGUGUCGUAUAAAACUCUUGGCCCUAGUGACGUGGAGAUAGAGAUCAGUGCUGAAACUAUGGGCUGGGUGGCGAUAGGUUUCUCCUCUGACGACAGUAUGGGAGGAAAUGACGACGUGUUGGUGUGUAAGCGUAAAACAGAUUUUAACGAAGAUGUAGAAGCAGUGGCUAUGACGAAUAUCGUCCGCCAUGCUCGACCUGAACCUAAAGACAGCAACUUUAACCUGACUGCUGCCAGAUAUAGAGACGGUUUCAUUUACUGUAAAAUUACCAGACCAUUAAAGAUCAAUAAAGAUGAUCACUUGGAUCUAUUCAAUGAAUGGUAUCAACUGUAUGCACGUGGUCACAUUACGAGCACGGGAGUGAUGUUACAGCACGAUGAAAUUCCACCAACCUCUGAUAAUAAAAUAUCAGUUAUUGUACCAGUUAAUAUACAGAAUUCCAUGGCAACGUCAUUAAUAACUUCUUAUAUGGUUGUUAUUCUUCCAGUUAUUGCCACCUUCUUUGUCUCAUGA